This is a messenger RNA of Cladophialophora psammophila CBS 110553, 1362 nucleotides long. RefSeq lists its product as uncharacterized. Gene Ontology annotation, biological process: transmembrane transport. Lineage: Eukaryota; Fungi; Ascomycota; Eurotiomycetes; Chaetothyriales; Herpotrichiellaceae. Gene Ontology annotation, molecular function: transmembrane transporter activity. Bases 1 to 1362 code for a protein of 453 amino acids. The transcript is spliced from 6 exons. The record is from RefSeq and is a predicted model, not a curated record. Gene Ontology annotation, cellular component: membrane.
AUGGCUUCACUGGCUGAAUACUGCUCCAUCUGGCCUACCGCAGGUGGUCAACAAUUCUAUACCCAGGUUGUUGCCCCCGAGAAGUCACGACGCUUCCUGUCUUAUCUGGUCGGCUGGUGCGUUCUGGUGGGUGAAAUCUCGACCUCCAGCUCCUGUGCCUUGAACAGUGCAGAAAUUGUGGCGGCUCUCGUCGAGAUCAUACAUCCAAAUAUCGAGUGGAAGCCCUACAUGACUUGGCUUAUUUACACCGGCUUUCUGGUUGCCCCAGCGCUAUCGAAUCUGCUUCCCAAAUACCUUCCGGCCUUGCAACUCUUUGGUGCAUUCUUCAACAUUUCAAACGCGCUGAUCUGGGCAAUCGUUUUCCUGGUACUGGCCGAUAAGAACAGCUCCAAGUUUGUCUUCACCGAAUUUCUCAACACAUCAGGAUGGACGUCCAAGGGCUGGGUCUUCAUCCUGAGCAUGUACGUUCCCAUCUAUGGUCUCUACGGAAGCGAUGGCGUCAUGCAUUUGGUCGAGGAGAUGAAGAAUGCUUCGCGCGAUGCUCCUCGAGUCAUGGUGUGGUCUAUGGUAUGGGCUGGCGUAACAGCGUGGCUGUCAGCUAUUGUUAUGUGUUACACAGUAGGCCCCAACUGGGAAAACUAUCUCGAAGCCACCUCCUCCUAUGUGGCAUGGUUCAUGGAUGUGCUGAACUCGACAUAUGGUGGAGGGAUAUGGGUAGCUGUCAUGAUGAUGGGCCUGAAUUAUCUGAUCAUUGUCAACAUGAACACCGCUGGUUCGCGUCUCGCAUGGUCAAUGGCUCGGGACCGAGCUUUCCCCUACUCGGACUAUUUCGCUCAAGUCAACAAGCGAUUUCAGAUGCCUCUCCGAGCCAUGUUGGCCUUUAUUGUGUUGAAUCUCCUUACAGGCCUCCUGGUGCUUGGCAGUUCGCUGGCAUUUUACGCAAUCAUCUCGGGAGGUGGUGUCGCCUUGCAGGUCUCUUACUGCGUCCCGAUCCUUUGUGUGGUCUUGAGAGGUCGUCAACACCUGCCACCGCGGCCGCACUUCGAUCUUGGUAAAUGGGGCUACACCGUUAAUAUUGCCGGUUUACUCUGGAGUAUCAUUGUGGUACUGUUCUAUGUCUUCCCCCAGUACGUUCCCGUCGUGGGUGAGAUAGCGAACAUGAACUGGGCAAUUGUCAUCCUUGCUGGUGUUGUGGUCUUUGGAGGAGUGUACUGGUUCUGGAAGGGCAGACACGAAUACUUGGUUUUCGGCAAUUCCAUCCUGGACGACAACCUUGUCAUUCAUGGCGAAGCUGUUGUCACCGGCCGGGAUGCAGCUGCCACCUUUGGACAACCUGAGCCCGAAAAGAGACUCGAUCUCUAG